Fulmarus glacialis (Northern fulmar) is the source of this 809-nucleotide messenger RNA. It is a transcript of the gene WDR73, whose product is annotated as WD repeat domain 73. Lineage: Eukaryota; Metazoa; Chordata; Aves; Procellariiformes; Procellariidae. Gene Ontology annotation, molecular function: protein binding. Gene Ontology annotation, biological process: cytoplasmic microtubule organization. The record is from RefSeq and is a predicted model, not a curated record. Gene Ontology annotation, cellular component: spindle pole; cytosol. The transcript has 6 exons. The annotation marks the transcript as partial.
GUGUCUGUGUAGCUGGGUACGGAUGGUCUGGUGGGAACGAGAUCCUGCAGCUGCUCCCACCACCGACGCUGCAGGCGAAGGAGACCCAGGGUCUGUGUCCAGAGAGAGAUUUCAAGGUGGAAUGUGGUGGAUUUUCAAACCGCCCGGUGUACAGCCUGAAACAUGUGCCGGACACCAGCUUGCUGGUGACAAGUGGACCACCAGACAGCUCCCUCCAGGUCUGGCAGGUGUCAGCAGAGGACUCUGAUGUUAUUAAAUCUGUAAGUGCCAUACCUACAGAAAAUGGCACUGGGCAACCUUGGGCUAAAAUUGCAACCAUUUCGGCCAGAGCCCCAUGGGUCCUUCACGGCUCAAGACUCAACAGCGUCCAAAUUACAGAGGUUGAAUCGAGGAAAAACGUCUACAUGGCAGCUUGCCUCUCGAGCGGAGGGCACCUCACCCUAACAGACCUAAGAAAAACCUCAGAGUCCUUGGCCUCGGCAAAGUGCAGAGUUCCCUCUCCCAGCUCAGGUGCGGAGUUCCUGUGCGUUUCCUGGGCUCCUGCUCUGGAAGGCUGCCUUGCCAUUUCAGGUUUUGAUGGGACCGUGCACGUGUAUGACGCGCAGAGCUGGGACAGCUCUGGCAGGGAAGCAGAGCCGAUCUUUGUACACAAAGGCCACGCGUUCAGCGGGUGGGACAGCAGCGGAGGCCCUCCCCUGGUCACAGUGCACACGUGGCAUCCGCAGAAACCGAGAACUUUAUUGUCAGCAGCAAGCGACGGUUCCCUGCACGUUUGGGACUGGGUUCAGUCUUGUGGGAAGUGUGGGUAG